Messenger RNA from Colletotrichum scovillei, 643 nucleotides. RefSeq lists its product as uncharacterized. Gene Ontology annotation, molecular function: structural constituent of cell wall. Gene Ontology annotation, cellular component: fungal-type cell wall. Bases 121 to 531 code for a protein of 136 amino acids. The transcript is spliced from 3 exons. NCBI's taxonomy places the organism in Eukaryota, Fungi, Ascomycota, Sordariomycetes, Glomerellales, Glomerellaceae. The record is from RefSeq and is a predicted model, not a curated record.
CAGCAAGCACAUCUCAUCUGAUCAUCUUCUCUUCACUCUUCAGUAAUCCUCAUCCAUCUUAAUCAGCAUCAUCUGCCACUUCCAAACUUCGACCUUCAAGUCUACCUCAAUCUUCUCAAAAUGCAGUUCUCCACCGCCGCCAUCACCGCCAUUGCCAUGGCCCUCACCGUCACCGCCGCUCCUGGCACCACUGCUCCGGUCAAGAGAACCCUCGACACGCUCACCUACGCUGAGGCCCAGAACGUCUGCGGCCAGAACCUCAGCGUCAGCUGCUGCAACCAGGUCAGCGCCGACACCAAUGUCAACGACAACUCGGGAUCCGGAAUCCUCUCCGGCAUUCUGGGUGGCGUCCUCGGCAACGGCGGCCUGAAGCUUCUUGAUGGAUGCUCCUCCAUUGGAGCUGGAAUCGCCAACGACCUCUUGAACAGCAAGUGCAAGCAGAAUGUUGCCUGCUGCAAGUCCGAUGGCAACACCGCUUCCGGUCUCGUUGCUGUCCAGCUUCCUUGCAUCCCCAUCUCCGGCCUUUUGUAAGGAAGUCCAGAGGCCUCCCUCUUCAUAUUGAUGGGUUUUCGAUUAUUUGGAACUACGGGACUAUUCAGCUAAAAGGCACAAUGGAGGAUUCGGGGUGUUGUAUGAGUUCGAG